AUGCAGGUGGUUCCUAUUGGUGAUGGAGUUGCCAAGUCUGGGCUAUUGCCAACGGGCCCCAGCCUCAGUUCCCUAUCCGAAAAGUUAAAAAAGCGCAGGUCGCAUUGCCGCACCGUUCCUCUCCGCGGCUCCACCAUGGCAACCGCGAAGCCGGUGGCGCCGGUGCCGCUCACCCGAAUUCUUCCCCUGCGCCCGCCACGCCGCUGGAGGGCCGAGUCCGCCAGGGCCGUACCUCCUUCCAUCGCCUGCAGCGCCGACGCUGGUGGCGAGCUUCCUGCCCGGCUCCGGCCGAACGCGCGGCGGCCGCUCUGGCACGGCGGCGGGUUCAGCCUCGGCGUUGACCUGGGCGCCGCCCGCACGGGGCUCGCCGUAGGCCGGGGCAUCACCCAACCCCGCCCCCUCACUGUUCUGAAGCUGCGGGGGGAGAAGCUGGUGCUGAUGCUGCUCGAUGUGGCUCUGCAGCAGGAGGCGGACGAGCUGAUCAUCGGUCUGCCGGUCUCGGCGGAUGGGAGCGAGACGCCACAGUCCAACAAGGUGCGGAGCGUCGUCGGAAGGCUCGCCGUGCAAGCGGCCGACAGGGGCUUGAGGGUUUAUCUGCAGGACGAGCAUGGAACGUCAAUUGAUGCCCUUGGCUACAUGAUCUCAACGGGUGUUAAAAGGUCCGCCCGCGACGUCAAAUCUGACGCUUAUGCUGCUGUGAUGAUUUUGGAGAGAUAUUUUUCUUCAUCGGGUCAAGGUGCUCAGAUUGUUCUUCCUAGGCAGCAAGAGCUACAGGAUAAGUUAAUACUAAAAUUGAGCAAAUAUGCUGAAUUUUAGGAUAGCAUGUCUAAUUUUUCCAACUUACAACACAUUACCUUGUACUAGUGGCGUUAAAUCCUGAAUAUAUAGUGCGAUCAGCUAACUUCCAUUGUUUGUACGGUUGUACCAUCUCAUCGUCAGGUCUUAUAUGUAUCGUUGGUACAUAUCAUCUUCCACUUCCAGAUAUCUGUGUAUCUGAUUCAUAGCUCUGUAAUGUAUGUUGUUGCUGUACUGUUAUCCACUUGAAAUUGGAUAUUCUGAGUAAUCAAA
Molecule: messenger RNA, 1068 nt
Organism: Lolium perenne
Lineage: Eukaryota; Viridiplantae; Streptophyta; Magnoliopsida; Poales; Poaceae
Biological process (GO): rRNA 5'-end processing
Source: RefSeq, a predicted model, not a curated record